UUCUUUUUUAAUUUUUAAGCAUGUUUUUUAUUUCCAAAUUCUCGUUUUGCACAUGCCCAUUUGCUAUAGAAUUUAAACGUGUAGAUAUUUUUGACAGUUUAAAAAGUUUCUUAUUCUCUUAUUUAUUAACAAAAAUUUUGUGAAUUUUGCAAUAGCCCCAAAUUAGGCAGCCUCUUUUUUUUCUUUUUUUUCUGUCUAAAACAUUUCCUAUAUGUUAUAUAUAAAAAGGUGUGAUUGAGGUUCAUUCACAAAACAAAAGCUAAAGCUAAAGGAAUUGUAUUUGGAGAUUGGCAAAUGGGUAGGGAGUUCAGUUUGGAGCUUGGUCUUUGGCCAUCUGCUUCAGAACCAACCUUCCAGUUCUCUGCAAUUCCCAUGAUGGCUUUGCCAUUUACUUUGAAUCAUCAUCAUCAGCAGCAACAGAUCAUGGUUUUCUAUAAUGGAGCACUUUCCCUCUGUGACUUCACUGAACUUCAGGCAAGAGCCAUAUUAUGGAUUGGAAGCCAAGAGAGAAGUAGAAAUGUGAGAUGUAGGAAUCCAGAAUGGUUGAAUAUGCAAAUGUUGAAGAGUGGGAAUGGGAAUGGGAACGCAGGUUUCUCCAUUAAGAAAUCUCUGCAGAGAUUCCUACAAAGGAGAAAGAUGAGAAGAAUUCGAACAAUGUCUCCGUAUCACAAACUGUAAUGAACAAACCAUUUAUCCAAUUCAAACAAUGAAUCAAACGCUUCUCAUUUGCACCAUGAUUCCACAAACAUUUUUGUAUUGUUGAACAGAAAUAAGACAAGAAAAAGUUCCUACGAGAAAAAAAAAAUUGUUUGUGCCUGUAUUUUACAUGACCCCAAGUUAAAGGGCAAAAGAUAUAUCUAUCAAGAGCAUGUGAUCCUUUUCCCGGGUGGGGUCAGGAUGUUUAGCAAUAAAGAAAUUAAUCUCUGCAAUGAGAAUUUGCAUCA
Cucumis melo (muskmelon) is the source of this 944-nucleotide messenger RNA. RefSeq lists its product as uncharacterized. The transcript is spliced from 3 exons. The coding region runs from base 295 to 678 and encodes 127 amino acids. The record is from RefSeq and is a predicted model, not a curated record. Lineage: Eukaryota; Viridiplantae; Streptophyta; Magnoliopsida; Cucurbitales; Cucurbitaceae.